AUGGUUCAAAUCGCUUCAAGAUUUUUUGUUCUGAUUUCCUGCGUUGCACUUGGCUUGUCUACUCCCCUGAAGCGCACCAUCGACCAGGUCAAGGCUGAUGUCGCUGAUAUCUCGACCAAGGUUACCACUUUGGACAACGCUAUCAAUGCAUUCCCAAUGACUGGCGGUACACUCUUGGCAGCCUUAGGUAUACACAGCAGCGCAACGGCUUUAGUGACUACUCUGGCGACAGCGACGACCGAUGUGACGGCAACUGGCCCUCUCGAGGAGCAAGAUGGAUCGGAUAUUUUGAAUGCCGUACUGGCGAUAGAGCCCAUAAUUGGCGAUGCGCUGCAACAAAUUGUCGUUAAACAGCCAGCUUUCAAAGUGGGAUGGUCAGCCUUGCCGAUUGGUGGUCUUCCGGCACUUAUCCUUCAAGACUUGAAGAAUCUAAACGACAAAACCGUCUCAUUCUCGGAUGCUCUUAUUUCUACAGCCCCGGCCGAUCUCGUCGAUGCCGCAACCAAUCUCAGAGAUAGGGUAGUCAAUGCCUUCACCGCAGCCAUAGCUGCGUACACUUGA
Molecule: messenger RNA, 561 nt
Organism: Laccaria bicolor S238N-H82
Lineage: Eukaryota; Fungi; Basidiomycota; Agaricomycetes; Agaricales; Hydnangiaceae
Product: hydrophobic surface binding protein
Exons: 5
Coding region: 1-561 (186 amino acids)
Cellular component (GO): extracellular region
Source: RefSeq, a predicted model, not a curated record